Molecule: messenger RNA, 938 nt
Organism: Bursaphelenchus okinawaensis
Lineage: Eukaryota; Metazoa; Nematoda; Chromadorea; Rhabditida; Aphelenchoididae
Source: the annotation of a GenBank genome assembly
AUGGUAAGUAUUUUACGCCAAAGUAAUGUCCUAAUUUGUAUUUUUUAGGGUAGAGUAAAGGCAGACAAGAAAUUCAAGCAAAAGUUGUCGAAACAGAAGGCCGUUCUCAAGCAAACAGAUGAAAGAAUGUAAGUUUGAUUCUGAUUUGAUAUAUUUUAUGUUUAGAAAAGCCGAGAGUCGUGUAAUCAAGAAGAAGAAGGAGAACGAACAUGAUUUCAAAUUGACACAAGCGUAGGUUCGAUAAUUUGUUACCUAAAUUGAGAUUAAGGCCACGAAUUUCAUCCGCAAUGUUCUUGAAGUAUAACAGUCAGUUGGGUCCCCCAUUUCACGUAUUGGUCGAUACAAAUUUUGUCAAUUUUUCCAUUCAAAACAAGUUGGACAUGAUGCAGGGAUUCAUGGAUUGUUUGUUCGCUAAAAGUAAGUUUUUGCAAGAUCAACAAUAGUUUACCUUAAAAAGUUCUUGUCGUUGUUUGAAAUGAUUGAAAGGGAUAUAACGAAUUUGUUUUAGCCAUACCAUACAUUACUGACUGUGUUAUGGGAGAAUUGGAAAAGAUGGGAAGGAAAUUCAGGUUGGCUUUGAAGAUUAUUAAAGACAGCCGGUUUCAACGAUUACAAUGCACUCACAAAGGCACAUACGCAGAUGACUGUCUUGUUCAAAGAGUUACUCAAGUAAGGCUUAAGGGAAUAUUUUUUAAUCAAAACUUUUUCAAGUAGUAGCUUUAUGUAGUAUAUAUAUUUUUUUUUAAUUUUGCAUUUAAAAGCAAUCUUAAUCAAAUAUUUUCUUAUUUUAGCACAAGUGUUACAUUGUUGCAACGUGUGAUAAAGACUUGAGAAUGAGAAUCAGAAAGCUGCCUGGAGUACCCAUUAUGUACAUCAAGAAUCAUCGCUACACAAUUGAGAGAAUGCCUGACGCUUAUGGAGCUCCUAAGCUUGGUUAG